GCCUCCUGGAUGAGCAGACAAGCAAGAUGCUGACCUCAACGGAAGAGGAUAGCAAGUUCUUCUUCGACCCUGGCACACGGGACAAGGUGACCUACGGACAGCUCAAGGAGCGCUUUGUCCUGGAUGGCGACACUGGCUUGUGGCUGCUGCCACUCCCCCAGGACAUGGUGCUAGAGGUGGAUGACCACACAGCAGUGGCUCUGAGGGCCAUGAAGGUGCCAGUUGGGGCAGGGAGGUUCAGAGGGCUCAGCAUCUCACUCUGGGAUCUGCUGCAUUCAGAGUAUGUAGGGCUCCACAAGCGGCGGGAGCUGGCAGCACUCUGCCAGUCUGGGAGGGCCACAGCCCUGCGGCAGGUGGUCACUGCGGUCACCACCCUGGUUGAGGCUUCAGAAAGGCAGCCCUCACAGGCUACAUUCAGGGGACUCCGGAAGCAGCUGUCAGCCAACGACCUGUUCAGGUCCCAGCUGAUCGACAAGAAGACGCUGGAUGAGCUGAGUCAAGGGAAGAAGACCGUGCAGGAGGUAGCGGAGAUGGACCACGUGCGGCGGUACUUGGAAGGGGGCAGCUUCAUUGCUGGGGUCCUCAUCCAGGACACCAAAGAGAAGAUGAGCAUCUCAGAAGCUCUGAGAAGAAACGUCCUGCGGCCGGGCACGGCCCUGGUGCUGCUGGAGGCACAGGCGGCCACUGGCUUCCUCAUUGACCCUGUGGAGAACCGGAAGCUGACUGUGCAGGAGGCGUUCGCAGCAGGGAUGUUCGGCAGGGAAACCUACCAGAAGCUGCUGUCGGCUGAGCGCGCGGUCACCGGCUACACCGACCCAUAUACCGGGGAACAGAUCUCCCUCUUCCAGGCCAUGAAGAAGGACCUCAUCGUGCGCGAGCACGGCAUCCGCCUGCUGGAGGCCCAGAUCGCCACAGGCGGCAUCAUCGACCCCGUGCACAGCCACCGCGUGCCCGUGCACGUGGCCUACCAGCGCGGCUACUUUGAUGAGGAGAUGAACCGCGUGCUGGAGGACCCCAGCGACGACACCAAGGGCUUCUUCGACCCCAACACGCAUGAGAACCUCACGUACAUGCAGCUAUUGGAGCGCUGCGUGGAGGACCCCGAGACAGGGCUCUACAUGCUGCAAGUUGUAAAGAAAGGAGAAACCUAUGUGUACAUCGAUGAAGCCACAAGGCAAGCCCUGCAGUCAAAAACUACCGAAAUGCAUGUGGGCAUGUUUGCCCAGCAGGUGGUCUCCUUCUGGGACCUGCUGUCCUCGCGUACUUCACAGAGGAAAGGAAGAAAGAGCUUGUCCAGGGGUACAAAGCCAGGAAUGUCAGCUUAGAGCAGCUGCUGAAGGUCAUCACCACAACGGUCGAAGAAACAGAAACAGCAAAACAAGGGUAUCAGGCUGGCAGCCAUUGGAGGAGAGGUGACAGCUGCAGAACUAUUCAACUCAGGAAUCAUUGAUAAGAAGACACUGGACGAGCUACACAAGGGAGCAGGGAGACAGGACCUCUGCUGCCUGCC
Messenger RNA from Capra hircus (goat), 1510 nucleotides. RefSeq names its product epiplakin. Gene Ontology annotation, cellular component: cytoplasm; cell junction; keratin filament. The record is from RefSeq and is a predicted model, not a curated record. Lineage: Eukaryota; Metazoa; Chordata; Mammalia; Artiodactyla; Bovidae. Gene Ontology annotation, molecular function: keratin filament binding; structural molecule activity. Gene Ontology annotation, biological process: wound healing; intermediate filament bundle assembly.